AUGAGAGUAAAAAAUGUUAUUUUGUUUGUUGGCGAUGGCAUGGGACUCACGACAGUCACAGCAAGUCGCGUUCAUAAAAAACAAAAAUUAGACAAUUUUGAAGCUUUGUUGUCAUUUGACGAAUUUCCGGCUUCAGCAAUGAUUCGAACUGACACUGCAAAUACACAAAUAUCUGAGUCAGCAGCAGCUGCAACAGCACUUUUUUGUGGUGUUAAAACAAAUUUUGAGAAUCUUGGAGUUGACAUAACAGCAGAUCAUGAAAUAUGCAACAAUAUCGAUUCAGACACGCCAUCGAUCAUCUCUUGGGCUCAGAAUGAAAACCUCAAAACUGGUUUUGUAACCACAACGAGAAUAACUCAUGCAACUCCAGCCGCACUUUAUGCUCAUUCACGUCGUCAUAUGGAAGAUGAUUCGAAAAUUGACACCACUUGUAAAGACAUUGCGAGACAGUUGAUAGAAGAUGAAACUGGACGAAGAUUGAAUGUUAUUAUGGGUGGUGGGCAUCGAAGCUUUAUACCAGAAAGUGAAUCAGAAGGAAGACGAAAAGAUGGAAGAAACUUAAUAAAGACCUGGAAAAAUGACCAUCCAAAUGGUGAAUUUGUUACUGACCGUUGGCAGAUGAUGAACAUUAGUGAUGACACUGAACACGUUCUUGGACUAUUCUCAAGUUCACACAUGAAGUUCAAUGCUGACCGCGAUAAGGAAGCUGAACCAUCAUUAGCGGAAAUGACAAAAAUGGCAAUUAAAGUUCUUAAAAGAAAUAAUCGAAAUGGUUUCAUGUUGAUUGUUGAAGCAGGGAAAAUUGAUCUUGCACAUCAUUUCAAUAAUGCAUUUCGUGCAUUGGACGACACACUUGCUUUAGAUAAAGCUGUAGAAGUUGCAGUUAAAAAUGUUGAUCUGACGAAUUCUCUUAUCAUUGUGACAAGCGACCAUUCUUCGCCAAUGAUUUACUCAGGUUACGCUACACCGAAGGAACAUUCAAUCUUAGGCAUGGAUAAAUAUUUAUCAAAUGUUGAUAAGCGCCCUUAUCAAUUGCUAAUGUAUUCGAGUGGUCUUGGUUUUGAGAACUAUCAAGAAAAUUUAGCAAAAUCGGAUCAUAGAAAUGCUUAUCAUAAGGCAGCAGUGCCAUUGACAUGGGCUAAUCAUGGUGGUGAUGACGUCCCUUUAUACGCAACUGGUUCAAUGUCUAAUCUUCUAUUCAGUGGGUCGUUAGAUCAAACAUACAUUCCACAUGCAAUUGCAUUUGCAAUGUGUCUGUUUGAUUAUAAAGAUCGUUGUUAUGGUCAUGUGAUUGAUCAGAGAAAUGAAAUCAUUCGUGGAAAAAAACCAAGUUCGAUUCAUUUAUUGAAAGAAGAACUUGAGAAGGAAAGUUUUAUGCAACAACAAAAGGAAAUUUUUAAGAAAGAAGGAAAUGAAAUCAUCAAUAAACUUGACGAUGAAAUUCUAUUCUCAAAUGUUACAGAUCUUGACACGGUUCUUACUUCAGAUUUAGUUGGAAAUUUAUCCAUUCAAGAAGGUUCAAAAGCUUCGUGUUGUUAUCUUUGGAAAUUUCUUUAUUUAAUCAUCAAUUUAGUUCUUAUAAACGUUAGAUGA
Molecule: messenger RNA, 1593 nt
Organism: Clunio marinus
Lineage: Eukaryota; Metazoa; Arthropoda; Insecta; Diptera; Chironomidae
Source: the annotation of a GenBank genome assembly